AUGAUUUCGCAUAUUGCAUUCGCUUCGAUUUUUGCCGUCACGUGUUCGGCGACGAUAUUCUCGCCCAAUGAUGUGACUUUGGGCGAACCGAUUCGAACAUCGACGGUGGCGAUUCGCGCCAAACGCCAGUGUGGCGGAAUGGGCGGAUGUUGCGCGGGCGCUUGCUCGUGCGGCGCAAUGGGCAUUUGCGGGCAGACGUGUUGUCCGGCGCCGCCGCCGCCGUGCUCGUGCGGCACACCCGGCUGCAUGCAGUGCAUCACCCAGACGGUUUUGGUUCCGGUCCAGCAGACGACGUGCUGCAAGUGUUGCCAGCCGGUCUGCACCAACGCAUGCAUCAAUGGAGGUGGAUGCAGUUGCGGAUGUACACGAGGCGGAUGCUCGAGAAAGAGAAGAUCACUUCUUGCGAUCGCCGGCGAGGAAAUGAGCAAGAAAGGGGAGCACAUGAUCUAA
Messenger RNA from Caenorhabditis bovis, 450 nucleotides. NCBI's taxonomy places the organism in Eukaryota, Metazoa, Nematoda, Chromadorea, Rhabditida, Rhabditidae. The record is from the annotation of a GenBank genome assembly.